AUGGCGGCGCCCCACUCCACGAUGAAAUUUUGGAAACCCGGGUCGGAGGCUCCCGGGGUUACCGAGGAGCGAGAGCUGACAACAGAGACUACUGGCUCUCCGGUCAUUUAUAACCCGCACACGGCUCUGUCCAUUGAGAAGCAACGUCAGAAACUGCCAGUGUUUAGGCACAGAAACAACAUCCUUUACUUGGUGGAGAGCUACCAGACUGUAGUGAUUGUUGGAGAGACGGGAUGUGGGAAAAGCACACAGAUACCUCAGUAUUUGCUGGAGGCAGGAUGGGCAGCAGAGGGAAAGGUUAUUGGGGUGACUCAGCCUCGAAGGGUGGCAGCUAUUUCGGUUGCCAAUCGUGUAGCAGAGGAGCGGGGAGCAGUGCUAGGGCAUGAGGUGGGCUACACAAUCAGAUUCGACGACUGCUCUGACCCCCAUGCCACCCGUAUUAAGUUCCUUACAGAUGGAAUGCUGGUGAGGGAGAUGAUGGCUGAUCCACUUUUGAAGAAGUACAGUGUUCUGAUGUUGGAUGAAGCGCAUGAGAGAACCCUCUACACGGAUAUUGCCAUUGGCCUCCUGAAAAAGAUUCAGAAAAAGCGGAGAGACCUUCGCCUGAUUGUGGCCUCUGCAACUCUGGAUGCUAAGAAAUUUCAAGAAUUCUUCAACCUGAAUGAAUCUGGAGAUCCUAGUAAGGACACAUGUGGAAUUCUGACAGUGGAGGGUCGCACCUUCCCUGUGGAUAUUUUUUACACAGUCAGCCCAGUCCCUGACUACGUGAAAGCCACUGUGGAGACUGUGCUAAAGAUUCAUGAGACAGAGGAUGAUGGAGAUGUGCUUGCAUUUCUCACUGGACAGGAAGAGGUGGAGAAGGUGGUAUCUAUGCUGCAGGAACAAGCGCGGACGCUGUCCCGUUACGGCAUGAAGAAACACCUCCGAGUCCUUCCCAUGUAUUCCGGCCUGCCGUACACUGAACAAAUGAAGGUGUUUGAAAGAAUGCCCCCUACUGUUCGCAAGGUGGUGGUUGCCACUAAUAUUGCAGAGACGUCCAUCACCAUAAAUGGUAUUGUGUUUGUCAUCGACUGUGCGUUUGUCAAGCUGAGGGCUUACAACCCGCGCACUGCGAUCGAAUCCCUGAUUGUCACCCCAAUAUCCAAAGCGUCGGCCUCUCAAAGAGCAGGCAGGGCUGGCCGUAAUCGCCCGGGAAAGUGCUUCCGUCUCUACACAGAGGAGGAUUAUGAGGAGUUACCUCCCUCCACGAUUCCUGAGAUGCAGCGCACCAGCCUGGCCCCUGUCAUCCUGCAGCUGAAAGCUCUGGGUAUCGACAACGUGCUGCGAUUCAGCUUUCUGUCUCCGCCACCUGCCCAGUCUAUGGUUCAGGCUUUGGAACUUCUCUAUGCUCUUGGAGGUUUGGACCAAUAUGGACGUCUGACUGACCCUAUGGGUGUGCGAAUGGCUGAGUUUCCCCUCAGCCCAAUGUUUUCUAAGAUGCUUCUGGAGUCGGGCAACUUUGGCUGCUCGAAGGAGAUUGUCACCAUAGCAGCCAUGAUGCAGAUCCAGAAUAUUUUUGUGGUGCCACCCAGUCAGAAGAAGUCAGCUGCCAGAGAACACAGAAAGUUUGCGGUAGCUGAAGGUGACCAUCUCACCAUGCUGAAUGUAUACGAAGCCUUCGUCAAGCACCAGAAAAGUUCUCAGUGGUGUCAGGACCAUUUCCUGAACUACAAAGGUCUCACGCGUGCCGUGACUGUCAGAGAGCAGCUACGACGUCUCAUGAACAAGUUCAAGGUGCCCCGCACCUCCAGUGAGGGUGACCCAGACGUGAUCCUCAAGUGUAUCGUGUCUGGAUUCUUUGCAAAUGCUGCACGCUUGCACCACUCUGGGUCCUACAGGACUCUGAGGGAUGAUCGAGAGCUUCACAUUCAUCCAAACUCUGUGUUGUAUGGAGAGAAGCCCCCAAAAUGGGUGGUUUUUAAUGAAGUGGUACAGACCUCAAAGUACUACAUGCGUGAUGUGACGGCAGUGGAAUCAGCCUGGCUUGUGGAGCUUGCUCCACAUUUCUACAAACAGGCUAAGCAUGGGUCACUGGGCAGCAAGAGAACCAAGGUCUUCUGAGCUGCUUGCUCUGAACUGCUGCUGAAUGUUGGCCCCUUG
Chanos chanos (milkfish) is the source of this 2139-nucleotide messenger RNA. It is a transcript of the gene dhx35, whose product is annotated as DEAH-box helicase 35. Gene Ontology annotation, molecular function: RNA binding; ATP binding; helicase activity. NCBI's taxonomy places the organism in Eukaryota, Metazoa, Chordata, Actinopteri, Gonorynchiformes, Chanidae. The transcript is spliced from 21 exons. The coding region runs from base 1 to 2100 and encodes 699 amino acids. Gene Ontology annotation, cellular component: catalytic step 2 spliceosome; intracellular anatomical structure. The record is from RefSeq and is a predicted model, not a curated record.